Molecule: messenger RNA, 18687 nt
Organism: Rattus norvegicus (Norway rat)
Lineage: Eukaryota; Metazoa; Chordata; Mammalia; Rodentia; Muridae
Gene: Zcchc2
Product: zinc finger CCHC-type containing 2
Molecular function (GO): nucleic acid binding; phosphatidylinositol binding; zinc ion binding
Source: RefSeq, a predicted model, not a curated record
CCCUGGGAAGUUCUUUUUUGAAGGGAAAUGGAAGAGGAAUGGGAGACCAGGAUGGGGGUGACGCAGGACUGGAAGGAAGGGGUGGGGGGCACUGUGUUUGGGAUGUAAUAUAUGAGAGAAUUUUUUUUAAAAAUCCAAGGUAUUUUUCUAGGGACAGAUUCUACAAGUCAUGUAAAAAAGAAAAAUAACUUCAACUCUCCCAGAAAACAGGCAAAGGAAAUGCUUUCAAGUUACUCUGUGACAGUGUUAAUGUGUACCCAAACCAAAGACACACACACACACACACACACACACACACACACACACACACACAUAUAACUUCAGAGGAAGUGACUGACUGACUAUAAGGAAAAACACAAACACCUUGUAUUUGAAUUUCCUUAUAAAAAUAGAACCUUUAGCAGAAUAUUAGCAAGGUAGAACAUUUAAAGAAUAAAAAGAUUUAACCAACUGUGGUGGUUUGAAUGCUCUUGGCCCUGGGAAUGGCACUAUUAGGUGGUGAGGCCUUGUUGGAGGAAGUGUGUUAUUGUGGGUGUGGGCUUUGAGACCCUCCUCCUGGCUGCCUUGGACACAGUCUUCUCCUGGCUGCCUUCUGAUCAAGAUGCAGAACUCUCAGCUCCUCCUUUAGCAUCAUGCUUCCUGCCCUGAUGGUGAUGGACUGAACUUCUGACGCUGUAAACCAGCCCCAGUGAAAUCUUGUCCUAAGAGUUGCCUUGGUCAUGGUGUCUGUGCACAGCAGUAAACCCUGACUGAGACACCAAAUGGAGUGUAUCCCAUGAGCCCCAGGCUGCUUUAGUAUCAGAACGUUACAGCACAAUACACCAUUUAAUAAAACAGACUUUAAAAUGCACACCAUCGUGUGGGCAGACUUAGAAAGCACUGCCUCCAAAGUUCAACAUAAAUUUAGGAUUAAAAAUAAAACUGAAGAGAUGACUCAGGGACUUAAGAGGACCAGGUGCGCUCUUCCAAAAGACCAGAGUCUGAGUCCAAGUAGCCACGUGACUGCUCGAAACCACUUGUAACUCCAGAUCCAGGGGAUUCAAUGCUCUGCUCUUCUGCCCUUUGAGGGUACCAGGCACUCCCUUGGUACACAAAGAUAACUGCACACCAACACACAGCACACAUGUAAAAUGUGACUUUUCAAAUGUUAGGGGAAGGAGAAAAUCCUACCUUUUCCAGAAGGCAGAAGGCCCUUGUGGUCCUCAACCUUGUGAUGGUUGGGAGUCUAUGACAGCGGCCAAGUAGGAAAGUUGAUUUCAUGUUGGAGGAAAGAAAAACACACACCCAUGUGCGCACACAUGCCCACACAAUGGUAAAACACUACAUUUUUCUCCUUGUCAGACUGGGCCUAAUGCAGCAAGGCCAACUUUUGCCACUUCCAUAUGCUUCGUUCCAGGCAGUUUAGGGAAGACAAAAAAAAAAAGUGUUGUGAUGAGAAACUUUAAAAAAAAAUCAUCAUAGAUUUAUGACCUUGUAUGUGAAACCGAAGGAAUGAUUGUACAUGAGUACACAUGUGCAUGAACAUACACACAUAUGAAACUACCACAACAUUAAAGGAUCAAUAAAGUUGCAGAAUAAAACUUUACCAUACCAAAGUCAAUAGUAUUUCUAUAUAUUAUCAAUGAAUAAUCCAAAAUUGAAACUAUAAAUGUUUUCCAAUGAAAAAUGUGGCAAAUCCAAACCACCAUAGACAACAUGUAUUCUAUAAUAGCCAGGCUUCACAGGCUUGCUAAAUGAACCCACAGAGAGAGAGAGCGACAUAGUCAACUCUUACAAGUUGACCUCUAACCUUCAUAGGUGGGCCAUGGCAUGCAUGUAUGCAUGCACAUAUAUAACAAAUAAACAUUAAAAAGCAGUUAUGUAUCUCAAUGCAAAAUACUUACCACAAGCGCAAGGACCCAGAGCCUUCUACAAAACUCAGUCACAGAAAAAUACUGAAAAGGACUUGGGGGCAGGGUAUAGCUCAGUGCUAGAGCACUCCCCUACCUUGCAGGAGACCCCACAUCCCAUCCCCAGUGCCACGGGAGUGGAUGAAGUGCACGGCAAACUUCACGCAGAGAAAUUGUGCCUGAUUUGUUUUUUGCCAUAUUAAAUUUUUAGUAAUGAGUACAUAUGGCUUUUAUAGUCAGGAAACACAGGGUUAACAUUAAACUCUGGGUUCAUUCAGAGUAUCACAUGCAUUGACUGCUUAGUGGCCAAAGCUUGGCUUUGGGGUUGCCAACCAGAGUUUGAAUGCCUGGAGUACUUUCUAGCAUUAGACCUAGGAGACAUGGCCUCACUCCACACCCUCCAUCUCCAUAUCUGUCCCAGUGACACUGUCCGAGGAAUGUUAGGAAGGUGAGUGGAUGCUGUACAAACUCACUCGUAAAGUGACACUCGGCUCAGAAUUUACUGUGUGGUCCUUCACAACGUUGUGAUUGCUCUGUUAAGGAAGUCUUGUUUUCCUAUGAGGAAAUGAUUUUUUUUCCUUGGCUGUCACUUCCUUCCUGUGACUUCUUUAAGCCACCAAAGUAGAAAACACACCAGCCAGAGCGGGUUGGGUGAAGAAAACAGACUAUCAGUGUAACUCUCAUCCUCAGAGCUGCUCUGAGCCUGAGUCCUUUGAUCUCUGCAUAGAUCUGCUCCAUGGACGCCCAGGAGCCAGGUGCCGUCCAGGGAAAACUACCAGAGGCAUAGCUUUUACCAGAGCUGUUGCAAGCAGGGAGCUAGCAACAUCCCUUGACCCUAAACGCUUGUGAGGCUUUGCAACCAAAGGACUGGCUGAAGCAGAAGUGUGCUGGGCUGGGCCCUGGAAGAGCUGAUCGUAUGAUGAGUCUUAAUUUAGCACCAUGUGACCAUCUCCUACAUGUGAUUAGCCUGCCUGAGUCAUCAGAUUCAGAGGUCAGAGGUCAGUGAAGGACAACAUGGUUAACGUCCUCUAGUCACCUCUAGCUCUCUGACGUCACUGCCCAGUCUUUUCACAGAACAAAGCGGCCCUGCAGGCUACCCAAACCUCAGUGGCAACCCGGACACCAUCGCAAGCUUGCUAAUCUUAUAUUUGCAGUUAAAUGUGAGAAGCAGUAGAUGUGUGUAAAUAAGAGACUCUGAUAUUUAUCUCACACAAAAAAGAAAAAUUUCCAAAUAUAAUAAGACCUUUGAGACUUAGAAUGAAAGUUCUAUCAGCGGGGCAAAGAGUGAUGGAAAAUUUAAAGCAGCACUCUAGCCUAUAGAAAAAUAAACCUUGACUUGAGGUUUACUAACAAAAUAAAUGUCUGUUAAUGCUUUAAGUAGAAUUAGACUAUAAAAUCAGUGUCACAGGUAGCACUAAGCUCUGAAGCAAAUACAUCAAGAAUAUAAUCAUUUAUGUUUGCUUAGCUCCAGCUCAUUAUGAUAAUCACUUGAAAAUGUACAACAUAUCUUUGUACUUACUAGAUAAAUUGACUGACUUCAUUUUUAGUAUAAUUUUAAGAACCAGUUUUAUUUUAAGGGUACAUUAUCUAUUAUUGUGAGGUGUGGCGGUCAAAAGGCAACUCUCAGGAGAUAGUUUUCUCCUUCUAUCACAGGUUCAAAGUUCCUGUCUUCAGGGUUGAGGGAUAAAUGCUUUCUUCCUAGUGAGGAAUCUCACAGGCACCUGUACAUACAAGUUCUAUACAUACAAGUAACAUAUAGGCCAGCCAAGAAGAUUAUAUAUAUUCACAAAUAUAAUUAAUACAUAUGCAUGUAAUAACACUUGAUGAAAAUGUCAUGAAUUUGAAAGAAAGCAAGUCUGGCAUAUUAGAGGGUUUGGAGGAAGGAAAGAGAGAGGGAAGUGAAGUAAUUAGAAUCUCAAUUAAAAGUAAUCGGAUUUACUUAGCUCUUAAAUCUAUUUUGUAUUUUCUUUAUGUAAAUGUUUGCUACCAUUUCUAUAAAAUUGAUAAGUAACAUUUAAAACUCUAUGUUUCAAACAUUCUUCCAACUAUUUUUAUAAAAUAGGGUUUCAGGCGUGGUGUGGUCUCAGCUCUUGGGAGGCAGAGGCAAGUGGAUCUCUGUGUAUUCAAGGUCAACCUGUUCUACACACAGAGUUCCUGGCUAGCCAGGGCCACAGAGCUAGACCCUGUGUGGUGGUUUGAAUAUGCUUGGCCCAGGGAGUGGCACUAUUAGGAGGUGUUGCCUUGUUGGAGGAAGUGUGUCACUGUUGAGGGGGACUUUAACAUCCUCCUUCUAGCCAUAUGGGAACCAGUCUUCUGUUUGCUUUUGGAACAAAUGUAGAACUCUCAGUUCCUCCAGUGCCAUGACUGCCAUGCUUCCAGCCUUGAUGGUAACAGACUAAACGUCAGGACCAGUAAGCUAACCCCAAUCACAUGUUAUCUUUCGUAAGAGCUGCCUUGGUCAUGGUGUCUGUUCUCAACAGUAAAACCCUAAGACACCCUGUCUCAAGAAAAGGGAAGAGAUUCAUAUAAUCCUAGGCUGGCUUCAAACUUGCAAUGUAGCUGAGGAUAACCUUGAAAAUUUGGUCCUCCUGCCCUCAAAGUGCUAGGGUUACAGCUGAGCUUCACUAUGCCAGAUUUUAUACAACCCUGGGAAUUGAACCAGGUCUUCCUGCAGGCCGGAGAAGUAUUCUCUCAGCUAAAGUACAGUCCCGACUUGUCCAACUUGUAGUAUUAUUAUGGCAUUGCUUUGGAUCAAUCUUACUUACAUUGAUAUGAUAAAUGAGGUUUAAAUUUCAAAUAACACAAACAUCAGGCUGAGUCUCGACUAGAGGCCGGAUCACUUACCCCAGUUGGUCAUCCUCAGGGGGAGUGAUAACCGACUUAGCUAUGAGGACCUGGUAAAUCGGAAUGCUAUUCAAUUCCAGGAUGGGGAUAGCCUCAUUGUGAAGGUAAGUGACAAGCCUGUGUCCACUCCCCAGAGUAACGCACAAGAAGUGUCAGUCAGGACUCACUCUGAGUUAGAAUUACAGUGUGAAAGUUAGACAGAGGAAAGACAGAGACCGUUUUAUGAAAGUAAAAGACAAAUGGAGAGAGAUAACUCUUCUCCAGGACAGACUGGGUGUCUCCAGCGGCGGAAAGUUCUGUCACAGAUGGGGAGCCGUGCACACUGAGGAGCAUCGUCAACCUUACCGUGUGUGCAUGCUGCCCAGCUCCUCACUUCCAGAUGACAGGCAGCCCUCUGGAUCGCUUUUGAAAGAAGACAGAUAAAACAAUCAAGUAAUAAAGGCAAUUAUGGACAUUGAACUGCCUGAGGACCCAGCUAUACCUCUCUUGGGCAUAUACCCAAAAGAUGCCCCAACAUAUAAAAGAGACACGUGCUCCACUAUGUUCAUCGCAGCCUUAUUUAUAAUAGCCAGAAGCUGGAAAGAACCCAGAUGCCCUUCAACAGAGGAAUGGAUACAGAAAAUGUGGUACAUCUACACAAUGGAAUAUUACUCAGCUAUCAAAAAUGAGUUUAUGAAAUUCGUAGGCAAAUGGUUGGAACUGGAAAAUAUCAUCCUGAGUGAGCUAACCCAAUCACAGAAAGACAUACAUGGUAUGCACUCACUGAUAAGUGGCUAUUAGCCCAAAUGCUUGAAUUACUCUAGAUGCCUAGAACAAACGAAACUCAAGACGGAUGAUCAAAAUGUGAAUGCUUCACUCCUUCUUUAAAAGGGGAACAAGAAUACCCUUGGCAGGGAAGAGUGAGGCAAAGAUUAAAACAGAGACAGAAGGAACACCCAUUCAGAGCCUGCCCCACAUGUGGCCCAUACAUAUACAGCCAUCCAAUUAGACAAGAUGGAUGAAGCAAAGAAGUGCAGACCGACAGGAGCCGGAUGUAGAUCACUCCUGAGAGACACAGCCAGAAUACAGCAAACACAGAGGCGAAUGCCAGCAGCAAACCACUGAACUGAGAACAGGACCCCCGUUGAAGGAAUCAGAGAAAGAACUGGAAGAGCUUGAAGGGGCUCGAGACCCCAUAUGUUCAACAAUGCCAAGCAACCAGAGCUUCCAGGGACUAAGCCACUACCUAAAGACUAUACAUGGACUGACCCUGGACUCUGACCUCAUAGGUAGCAAUGAAUAUCCUAGUAAGAGCACCAGUGGAAGGGGAAGCCCUGGGUCCUGCUAAGACUGAACCCCCAGUGAACGUGAUUGUUGGGGGGAGGGUGGCAAUGGGGGGAGGAUGGGGAGGGGAACACCCAUAAGGAAGGGGAGGGAGGAAGGGGAUUUUUGCCCAGAAACUGGGAAAGGGAAUAACACUUGAAAUGUAUAUAAGAAAUACUCAAGUUAAUAAUAAUAAAAAAAAGAAUUUCAUAAAAAUAUUAAAAAAAAUAAAGGCAAUUUAAUUCUAAGAGCCCAGGCAGGAGAGCCUGCUCUUGGCACUCCACCAUGUUUUUGUAUAAUGUGAUUUUCUGCAGCAUCCCUUAGGUUUAUGCUGGGGUGACCUUGCUUGGAGUUGGCUGUCUCAGGUUUCCUUUGUAACACAUUGACAAACUGAUUCUUGGGACACCUUGUGAGUCUGCAAGUCAUGACCAUUUAUUUGGUUCUGAACAACUUUACUCCAUAAGUGUUUGAAAGGUCAAUAAACUUGAGGAAACACCUUCAGAAAAGCAGCUCUGCAUUACAUUUUAAGCCCCUUUAUAGAACUUGUAUCUUUGUUUUGAAGGGACUUUGAAUAAUGCUUUGUCCCAUUUACAAAAGCAGUUAACUAGGCAACUUUUCAUGUGUUAAGUACACUGCGUAUUUAACGCUGCGGCUCAGUGUUGCUCAACAACAUUCUGAGAAAUGUACGGCUAGCUCAUGUUCAUGCUUGAAUACCAGAGAAUGCACUCAGAUAGAUGGCGUCUCGGCACAACUGAGAACACAAUAAACACAUGUCUGGUGUAGCUGUGACUUAGUUAAACCACUUUGGCUCCUGGCACGUUGCGCGCACGCUGCACCUGCCCAAGAACUCUCUGGAUUCGCUCUCGCACCGGUUAACUUUGAUAUUCCUUGACUGGCUCAACGACUGACCACUUCUAAAUCUCCCUAUGAUGAGCAACUUUUCUGAGUCAACUUGUUAAGUCAACAUUUCAUCUCUGCUAUCCCAGACCCAAUUGGGGGAGUGGCCCCUAGGGCUGCCUUCCCAAUUCAUCCAUGGCUGGUUUGGUUCUUUCCUGCAGCUCUGAUGUCUAAUCCAUGUGCUUCUCUCUCAUGGCUGUUCUCCUCCUCUCCUGCUUCAGUUCCUUGCCCGUGCAAACUAAAAGUCCUGCCUUCUUCUCUGCCCAGCCACUGGCUCUAAACAAUUCUUUAUUAUCAAUAGAAGGCAGCUGUGGGUAGGACUCUCAGGUCUGGAAGCGGCUUUGGGAAGCAGAAUUAAGACAACAUUAGAACCAAUUCCCAAUGGUCUGGUGUCAGUGUGCCACAGCACUCUUUUUAUUUAUAUGUAGGAUCUUCCAAAAUAAUGACGACGUACAGUAGACAUGCACCAGUAGAUGACAUUUACCAUAGUCAAGUAUGGUGCACACCACACACAGUUGCAUGUGCUGUACUUUCACAUAGCUGGCAGCACCAUGGGCUUGGUACAGCAGAGCCAUCACGAAUUAGUCAGGAAUGCACUGCAUUGUCAUGCGGCAAUGGCUGUGAAACUACUAAGUAGUAGGAAGCCGUCAGUUGCACUAUAAUCACAAGGAAGACGGUGACGGGCUAGCGUCCUGUGCACGGCGCACAGCUCUACGGUCUUCACAGGUUCUUUGGAUGUGUACUGGGGAUGUCCAAAUUUUCCCAUUUUAUUUUGCAAAAAUUCAUACCAACAGAAAACCAAACCAGUACAUUGUUCACCCCUCUUAGAUUUUGAGUAUUUCCUGACAUUUACUUCCUUUUCACUAAUUCUCCUGAGCUAUCUGAAGAUGAAUUACAGGUGUCACAGCACUCAAUCUUGGGUGUGUCUACACACACCUCUCGAAGACCCGGCUUUCACUUAGAAGCCACAAUGUCAGCAUUUCUCUGGAGAAAGCCAGCAUGGAGCAAGAAGUGGCUGAUCGCUCAUAUUCAAGUUAUCUAGUUAUCUCCCAAAUGUCUUUCAGGUGUUUACUUCAAGGAACCAAUCAAAUCAGGCAUUGCAUUUAGCGUUUUAUUUCUUGAGGGUCCUUUUAUCUAGAACAGUAGCCUCCUUGUAUUUGCUUUGACAAUGUAACUAAUUUUAAAUAUUUUUAAAUAUUUACAUUAUUCCAAAUAAUGCCUGGGUUAGCCAGGUGGUGGUGUCGCACACCUUUGAUCCCGGCACUCAGAAGGAAGAGACAGGUGGAUAUCUGAGUUGGAGGCCAGCCUGGGCUAGAGAGUGAGUUCCAGGACAGCCAGGGAUAUAUAGAGAAAUCCCGCCUAGAAAGGAAGGGGGCAGGGUGGGGGGGAGUGUCUGGGCUAAUCCUGUUCCUACGUGAUUAUAUUCAUUAAGCAUAUUUUGACAAGCAUAAAAGUGUGUAUUGCUAGUAGUGCUCUUGACAUAACAAAGGAAAAUAUUAGUGUUACAUUAUUGCUAAUAUUAGCUGUGGCAUCAUGGCUUUGAUGGCAUCCACUUAUAUUUAUUCUAAUAAAAUACAUUUUCUUUAUGUUAAAAUAGUUUUGGAUUUACUUAUUUUACUUAUACGAAUGUUUUGCUUGUAUGUCUGUCCGUGCUCCAUAUGCCUGGUAGCUGCCGAGGUGUUCUGACCAGUUAUGGAAGAUAGAAAGCCACCAUGUGGGUGACAAAAAUUUAACCUGGGUCUUCUGCAAGAAGUGGUCUUACCUGCUGAGCCAUCUCUCUAGUUUCUAUUUUUCUCUGAUCUCAGCUGUGGUGAGAGAAUAUGUGUAUUUGGUUUUCCAGUAGCUUUGUAUCCAGUAGUAAGCAGGUCAGAACCAUGAUUACAAUGGACAGUUACAAAAUGUUACCUUCUUUAGCAUCACUGUCUCAGAAGUGCACCCACUCGUCCCAUGGAUUGGGAUUUUUAAAAUCCAUUAAUAUCACUGUACUGUUGCACACUGAAAUUUUCCCAAACUUGAAAAACUGGAGUUCAUCUGUCUCUGUGAAAUACCCUAUUUCAAAUUAAGUAGAAUUUUAGAUUUGUAGAUUUCUAAUAGAAGUCACUCGUUUGAGGACUUUCCAUAGCAAACCAUUUUAGUAUAAAAUUUAUUUUUUAACAGUCUCUAAAGAUCAUGGAUUUCAAAUUUUCAAAAACCAUUCCAUGUACAGUAUUUGAAAGCAGAGUCAUCCUGGUGGCUCAGCCCCAGGAAUCUUCCUGACAGAGUCAGGCCUCCGGGGAGACUCUGAAUUCAGUCCACAGAUAGGCUUCUAGCCUGUGGAUUUGCAUCCUUUGCAACAGCGCUCGAGGUCUUUUCUGGAUCUUUAUCAUUCUGGAGAAGCCGACUCGGCUGUGCUGGACCCGGAGACUGAUCAAGAGUGGGUAUGGAACGUCAGCAAGCAGAGUAAGGGAGCCCGUCAGCUCUGCCCUGGACAGCCUGGUAUACAGUCGGCUCUGCCCUGAACACACUGGCAUACACAUUUUCUUUCCUGCUAGAUAUGAACUCCAAUGCCCUUGGCUUCUGGCCUUUACUUCUGCUAUACUGCCCAGUCAUUUGUUUGUUUCAUAAUUGUUUAGUACUGUGUACUAAAUAGGAUGAAUAGAUUAGUAGUUGGUAAAACAUGCAGUUGAAAAAGACAUGGCCAGUUAACUAACAUUUACAUCUCAGCCAAGUAUGCAUCAUGGCUCCCACUUACCCUGCAUGUGAGUUCAAGGUCAGUCUAGCUAACACAGUGAGGCUUAGUCUCAAAAGGGAAGAAGGAGGAAGAGGAGGAGGAAAAAGAAAGGUGGAAGAAACAGGGAAACAUGUUAAGAAGUCCAUAGGUUAAUAUUCAUGACUCACAGACCACACUUUAUAGAUGGCUCAGCCUGGCUGUUUCAGAUAACAUCUUGGCUAAGUGCUAAGACUUGAGCAUAGAGCCCUUUAAAUACCCAUAGUGUAGGGGCUGCAUCUGUCUGUGCACCUAAGUGUGCUGCCCGUCUGUGGUGGCCAGAGCUGUUAGGUCCCUUGGAGCUGGAGUCACAGGCAGUAACAGCUUCCUGAUGUGGGUCAUGGGAACCAAACUCCUAAAUUUAGGUCCUCUGCGAGAGUAGCACACACUCUUGACUGCCAAACCAUCUCUCUGGAUCCUAAAUCGAUUCUUUUGCUAGAGGGGAUGAUGUUAAGUAUAUCAAUGUAUUUGGAACCGCAUAAGUGUUUGGUGCUUGGGUAAAAUUACUUGCUGUAAACUAAUUGCAAAAGGUAUUAUUUAAAAGUCCUUUCCAUCAUUGCUAGCAUUCACUCUAAAGUACAACCUUCCCUUGAAACCAUUUUUCUUGUUGCGGAGAAACACAUACUGGGAUGUUAAAAAUAAUAGCAUCUUUCAUGGUUUACUAAAUUGUCUAUCAAGAUCAUCUAAAGACAGGUCACAAUACUACCUUGGGCUAACUCUAUUAGGGUCCUUCAGAGUAAUAGAAUCAAUAGAAUAUAAGAAAAGUUAUUAGAUUGGCGUAUACAGUAUGGGAUAGGUAGAACUAUGGUUGUCUACAGGCUAGAGAGGUUGAGAACCUUCUCAGUCCACGAGCUGAAGGUCUCAGCAGUCCAGCUGCUGGUCUUCAGUAAUUAGACGGGUAAAACUGGGCUAGAGGCAGAAAGGGGGUGCGUCAAAGCAGGCAAGCAAGACCAGCAGCUUUUCCUCUGAUCACUUCUAAUCUGGCCCCCUUGCUGGCCCUAGAGGGGUGCCAUCAUCACAUAAGGGAGGGUCUUUCCCCUCCAUCAGUUCUUGUAAGAAUUAUUCUCACAACUGGCUCAGAAGCAAGUCUCUGACAACCAAGUUUAGCCAUCACAAUCCCAGUAUGAAAAAUUUGGAUACAAAUCUGACGCUCACCACUCUUAGAGCCCAUGUGAUUUGAUUACACACGGAACAUAAAAUUUAGAGCAGGUUUUGGCAACCAGGCAGAUCAUAUUUCUAAAGAGUCAUCAGAAUCAUGGGGGUAGUUCUCCCUAGUUAAACACUUCCAUGUUGCCCUGGGCUCACUCUCUCUUGAGAGCUAGUGCUGGCUGCAGCCGUCCUUCACCCUUGCUCCCUGGGUUCUGUCAGUAAUCACAGGGUGGAAAAAAAAAAAACACUUAGAUCUGUGAGUGAUUUGCAGGGUGCAGAGAGGGCCCUGAAACAACACCCUGUGGGGACGAAAUCAUCAAGCUGAUAGAGGAUAGCCUGACUUAAAGUAUACUACGUGUUAUUUAUGUGUCACUAUUAACUGCGUUUUCUACUUGGCAAAGAUACAGAGACAAAAGUCAUUAUUACCAGCUGCAAAUUUAAUCCUGAUGAAAAACGUGGAUUGGGUGUCGUGAGUCUGUAUUUAGUAACUGAUGCAAUGGGAAAUUAAAGAUGUAAAGAUCAAUUUGGAGGUAGACUAUUUGCUCAUUACAUAAUGAAGCAUAGUGCUACUGUGCUUAGAGCAUUUCAUCCUAAGCUUCAGAAAUGUGCCUAAGGCAUCAGGCAAGAAAGGUAGACUCAGGAUAGCUAAUAGCUGAGGCAUACUCCAUUUAAGCUACACCCAAGAAGAGCAUGAAAGAGAAAAACCACAGGAUAGAGUAGCUUUCCCUUGUUUUCCUCAACCUAAAAUGUACUGAGUAAUUAGUACAUUUCCAUCUCUCAGCUUUAUCACUGAAGCUGAUUUAGGGUUCACCUCAGCCAUAUCCUAAAUGAUAAAGCCACUGAGUUGUGAGAUAAAGGAGAUUCCACAUACUCUCUGUAGAUGUCCCAGCACUCUCAGACUGCAUUAAUUUUCUCACGCUCCUUCUAAGGUUAUGUAGUAUGAGUUCCUAAUUUAAAACUAUACGGAAGUAUAAAAAAAACAACCUACUUUUAUUAAAAAAAAUCCGGAUUCCCCUGCCCCCCACUCCUAGGCACUAGAUUUAUGAUUUAUUUACAACCAUGGACUUAUAAACAGCAUGUCAAGAACUCUUGAUUGGUGGUCAGGCUCUAGCACAAGUGAGACAGACAGAAAGACGGUCCUGGUGGCUCUGAGAGGAAUCACGGCACCUUGGGUUUUCUGUUGGUUUGCUUUUUAAAUUUAUUUUUAUAGUUGCGCUAUACAUAUCACUAAAAGAGAGUCAUUUGGGGGCUGGGGUUUUUCAAACCUUAAAGAUGUAAUAUCAUUUAAAAACCUAAAACCCUGCCAAGACAGUAAUUAAUUAAAUUGUUUUAAAAGAGUUACAGGAAAUCCACACCAGCACUAGAAUUGCAAAUGUUCAUGGAUAGUAACUAAAAGGUAACUAAUAAGUGAUUCUGCAAACCAUAGAUUUGGGGCAGGAGGGUGUUCUUAAAUUUAACCUUGCAAGCCAGAAGCAACCAUCAGGCCAAGCGCCCCUACCAACAGGGUCCCCACGGCCGGAUCUAAAGCCAGUCUAAAGCAGCACCUUGCAGCCAGCCUGGGCACCGGCGCUCGCCGCCCCAGACCACUCCACAUCCCGACCUAACUCCCGGAUCUGCGUUCCAGCGUCCACACCAACGGUCCAGGUGAAGUUUUAGAACGUGGUAAUUAUCCCCGGUGGCUGACUUUCGCGGAGUCCACUAGGCGGCGGGGCUGUGAACCCAGGGCGGUGGCUGACUCGAAGAUGGUCUGCAGACAGAUCUCUCAAGAAAAAGUAAGUCGAUUUCCCUCCUCCCACGUGAACCUCGCCCACUUCUGCCGCUCCCGGCCGAGCUCACCUCGCCGUGGUCCCAAAGUCCCAAACUCACGUCCUCAUUCUGCUGGAACUCACCAAGCAUUAGGACCGCGCGGGACCUGCCAAAGCCUUGCGGCCUAGCAGGAGGUGGGCGUGGCCUCUCGGAGAGGGCGGCUCCCGGCAGGGGAGGGAGGCGGACGAGGAGCGCGCGUCACUCUAGCUCUGGACGUUGAUUGGCUGGGGUGCGGUGCGCGGAGCCCGCCAGCGUCUCCGCCCAGCCCCUCUGCUCCUCCUCCUCGCCAAGCCGCUCUGCCAGCGCUGGCUCGAGAGGGAACCGCUCAGGCCGUCACCGCCAACCCGGUGCGGACGCGGAGAAGCCGGAAGGAGGACGCGCUUGUCGACUUGCUCCUCCCGCACCGGACUCCCCAGCGGGCACGGAGCCCAGGGGAGGAGCCGCCGCGGGCACGCCCCGCCUCCGGCCGGGACGAAGCUGCCGGCCGGCCACCGCCUCCCUUCCCCGGUCGGCGAGACCCGCCCCCGGCCCGCCCCGGCGGCAUGGAGGGGCAACGUUCUUGACGGCCGUGCCGCCGCCCGGGCGCUCGGCUCCUCCCGCCGCCCCCGCUCCCUCGCUCGCAUGUCCGCACCGCCUUAGCUGAGGAUGCUGAGGAUGAAGCUGCCACCGAAGUCCACGCACCCCAGCGAGCCGCCGCCCGACGCGGAGGAGCCCGAGGCGGACGCGCGGCCGGGCGCAAAGGCGCCGCCGCGCCGCCGCCGCGACUGCCGCCCGCCGCCGCCGCCGCCCACGGGCCUGCCACGGGGGCCCCCGCCGCCGCCGCCGUCGCCGCCCCGGGGGCUCGAGCCGCCUGUUGCUAGCGGGCCGACGGCGGGAGCGGGCAUGCCGGGCGGCGGCGGGCACGCGGCGGCGCUGCGCGAACAGGAGCGGGUGUAUGAGUGGUUCGGGCUGGUGCUGGGCUCGGCGCAGCGCCUGGAGUUCUUGUGCGGGCUGCUGGACCUGUGCAACCCGCUGGAGCUGCGCUUUCUCGGCUCGUGCCUGGAGGACUUGGCGCGCAAGGACUACCACUACCUGCGCGACUCAGAGGCUAAGGCCAACGGCCUCUCGGACCCGGGGUCGCUGGCCGACUUCCGAGAGCCUGCGGUGCGCUCGCGCCUCAUCGUUUACCUAGCGCUGCUGGGCUCGGAGAACAGGGAGGCCGCCGGCCGCCUGCACCGCCUCCUGCCCCAGGUGGACGCGGUGCUCAGGAGCCUCCGCGCGACUCGAGUCGAGGGCUCGCGGGGCAGCGUGGAGGACGAGCCGGGUGGCGAUGACGAGCAGGACGCGGAGAAGGACGGCCCCGGCCCGGAAGGCGGCGGCUGCGCCAAGCUCGGGACUGGAGGCGGGCUCGGCUUCAGGGCCCAGGAGGAACUGCUGCUGCUCUUCACCAUGGCUUCCCUGCACCCGGCUUUCUCCUUCCACCAGCGGGUCACCCUGAGGGAGCACCUGGAGAGGCUCCGCAGCGCACUCCGGGUGGAACCGGAGGACGCGGAGGUGGAGCCGAGCAACUUUGCCGGCUCCAGGGCCCAGAACGAUUCUGCUUGUGGUGACUAUAUACAGAGUAAUGAGACUGGUUUAGUAGAACAAGCCCAAAUACCUCAAGAUGGACUCACUGUGGCCCCUCACCGAGCUCAGCGAGAAGCUGUCCACAUUGAGAAGAUAAUGUUGAAAGGAGUGCAGAGGAGAAGGGCUGACAAGUACUGGGAGUACACUUUCAAAGUAAAUUGGUCUGACCUUUCAGUCACAACAGUAACAAAAACCCACCAAGAGCUACAGGAAUUUCUACUGAAGCUUCCAAAGGAGUUCUCUUCUGAGAGUUUUGACAAGACCAUCUUAAAAGCCCUGAAUCAGGGUUCUCUAAGGAGGGAAGAGCGGCGCCACCCUGACCUGGAGCCCAUCCUAAGGCAGCUGUUUUCAACCUCACCCCAGGCCUUCCUUCAGAGUCACAAAGUACGCAGCUUUUUUCGAUCAAUAUCAUCGGAGUCUCAACAUAGCUUCAAUAACUUACAGUCCUCUCUGAAGACUUCUAAGAUAUUAGAACACUUAAAAGAAGACAGCUCAGAAGCUUCAAGUCAAGAAGAAGAUGUGUUACAGCACACCAUUAUCCACAAGAAACACGCUGGGAAAAGCCCCGCUGGGAAUGUUGCUACAAGCUGUGCUCUAUUGGAGGGGCUCACCAUGCAGUAUGCAGAACAAAAUGGAGUUGUGGAUUGGAGGAACCAAGGCUGUGCAGCCAUCCAGCACUCAGAGCACUGUGUAUCCUCUGCUGACCAACUCUCUGCUGAAAAACGGAGCUUGUCUUCAGUAAAUAAGAAGAAAGGGAAGCCACAAGUAGAAAAGGAGAAAAUAAAGAAAACUGAGAACAGAUUGAGCAGUAGAAUAAACGGGAUUAGACUCUCGGCUCCCCAGCAUGCUCAUGGCAGCACUGUGAAAGAUAUGAAUUUGGACGUUGGAUCUGGACAUGACACAUGUGGAGAAACAUCUUCAGAGAGUUACAGCUCUCCGUCUAGUCCACGGCAUGAUGGAAGAGAGAGUUUGGAAAGUGAAGAAGAGAAGGACAGAGAUACAGACAGCAAUUCUGAAGACUCUGGGAAUCCAUCGUCAGCCAGGUUUGCAGGCCAUGGCUCUGUCACCCAGACCGUCUCUGUCCAGCCGCCUGCUGACACCGUCUCACUGGGAACUGAGAAUGGGAACCUUUUGGAAGCUCCGUUGACCUCACACAAGUACCCACAUAUUCCCUUCAUGCCAACUCUACCCUGUGUCAUGCACAACGGUGCCCAGAAGUCAGAAGUUGUCAUUCCGUCGCCCAAAUCUGCAGACGGCAAAGCCGUAGGGGUGCUUGUCCCUAACCCUGUGGCUAUUUCUACAAUGAUGGAGUCCACAAAUGCGGCCCCGGUUGGCAUCCUAGGCCCAGCAGCUUCUGGGGAGUCAGAGAAGCACCUUGAAUUGUUAGCUUCCCCUUUACCUAUCCCGUCACCCUUCCUCCCACACAGCAGUGCUCCUGCUUUGCAGCUGACGCUACAGAGUCUAAAAUUACAACCACCACAGGGAGCGUCUGAGAAUUGCCCAGUUAAUAUCCCACAACAAGCAGCCACAAGGCUGAGCAUCGGAUCACCAAACACUGCCUUGAUUCCUGUCCAUAACCCAGGGGCUUUCCCAGGAUCUCCUGUGGCUGCCACGGAUCCCAUCACAAAAUCUGCAUCCCAAGUGGUAGGACUAAAUCAAAUGGUGCCUCAGAUUGAGGGAAACACGGGGACAGUCCCUCAGCCGAACAAUGUGAAGGUAGUUCUUCCAGCAGCUGGCCUCUCAGCUGCACAGCCACCAGCUUCCUACACCUUUCCAGGCUCACCCCUUGCCGCCAGUGUGCUACCCACCCAGAAUUCCACUGUGCUCAACACAGCCACUUCUGCCCAGCCAGCAAGUACAGGCAUCAGUCCAGCCCAAUCCACAGUUCCUCCUGCUGUUCCUACUCACACCCCAGGCCCUGCCCCAAGCCCCAGCCCUGCCUUGACACACAGUACUGCACAGAGUGACAGCACGUCUUACAUCAGUGCUGUGGGGAACACGAAUGCUAACAGCACCAUAGUGCCACCACAGCCUCUGGGUCCCUGUGGUUCUUGUGGGCGAAGGUGCAGCUGUGGGACCAAUGGAAACCUUCAGCUAAAUAGUUACUAUUAUCCCAACCCCAUGCCUGGACCAAUGUACCGACUCCCAUCAUUCUUCACUCUGCCAUCCAUUUGCAAUGGCAGCUACCUCAACCAAGCACAUCAGAGCAAUGGAAACCAACUUCCUUUUUUUCUGCCUCAGACUCCAUAUGCAAAUGGACUGGUGCAUGACCCAGUCAUGGGGAGCCAAGCCAGCUAUGGUAUGCAGCAGAUGGCAGGAUUUGGGAGAUUGUACCCCGUAUAUCCAGCACCUAAUGUAGUUGCCAACACCAGUGGUUCUGGGCCCAAGAAGAACGGGAGUGUCUCUUGUUACAAUUGUGGUGUAAGCGGACACUAUGCACAAGACUGUAAGCAGUCAUCCAUGGAGGCCAAUCAGCAAGGCACUUACAGACUGAGAUACGCACCUCCCCUCCCCCCUUCUAAUGAUACGUUGGAUUCUGCAGACUGACCGAGUAAAGCUUGCCUGCUUAAUGCACUCACGUGUGGGGAGUCAUGGGUGUGGAGGGGAGGAAAGGAAAGGUAUUUUGUCUCUUUGUCUGUACAUUUCCUCAAUUUCUAUGCAGUUGGGAGUUUUCAUUUCUCUUUUGCCUGUGUCCACAUAAGAAAGAGCGCAACGCGCUGAGCCUCUGGUCUCCUGUGCCGACAGCCGGCUGGUCUCCUGUGCCGACAGCCGGCUGCUCUCCUGUGCCGACAGCCGGCUUUCAUGUUUGACACUCGUAACUUCAAUUUCAGACAAACUCAAACGGAAACCGUCGAUGUGUGCUUUCUUUACACUGAACACUUGCUGUGUGCAGUGUUUACUGAAUCUUUAAACUGUGUAUCUGACCUUAUUUGUUUCCACAACACUGGUAACAGUCGUAUGGUUUUCUUCCUCUGGCUUUCCUCACUUUGACCCUGAGCCCAUGUCUCUUCCAGCCACCCUUCUCCCUAGCCUGCAGCGAGGGUGCUCAGCGCGUCCUUGUCACACUUCUGUAACCUGCUCUGAGUCUGAACCAAGGGCAACACGUGUCACCGUAAAUUUUAGACAUCAGAGUCCCAAGAAGUAUGUACAUAUGUCACAAAAGCACCACGUAAAUACACAUAUGCAGCACCUGUCCAAAUAACCUGAGAACAAAUGGGAGAGAGGAAGCCAGACUCGGGAAGGCACACACGGGACAGACAGGCUUUCCUUGAGUGAAAACAGUGUUUCCUUCCAUCACACUUCUGAGAGCACCCCGGCGGUGUGAACACCCCGGUGGUGUGAAUGCUGCGCUCUGUGGGCCUGUGUCUGUGAUGAGGCCACCUCGGCCUGCCCAGACACUGCUGACUGAAGACACCCUGUCGGACAGCAGCUGUUGCACUGUCACACUGGGGUAUAGUGUGUGUGCUUUGUUGCAUCUGACAGAAGCUAUGGCUUUCUACAAAAGUCAGGUACCUGCUCCCAAACAAAGUCACUUUUAAAACCGUUUACCACUAUGCUUGAUACAAUGUGAAAGACUGGGUGGAGUGUGUUGAGAUGGUGUUAAUCAUGUCACUGUCAUGUCACUAAGUCUAAUGCUGCUGGCUUUUUUCAGUUUGUUUUCUUUGUUUUGUUUUUAAGCCAAUCUGUGUACUAAGUUGCUUCCAGGUAAUUUUUGUUUUGAUUUCCUGACGUGCACUGAGGAUAUCUGGGAGGUUGGCUGUGUCCUACCAUCCAUUGCAAGCUUGUGGGGUAGCAGGAAGGUAGCAGGCUUUCCGUGCCCCGGUACAGAGUAGACGUGAGUGACUUCGUUGUGGGGAAUAGAGUCGGUGUGCAGCAGAGGCACUGAAAUGUUGGGUCUGGGUUCUGAAACCUGACAUUGUGAGACAAAGAAAAAACUUGAAGCAAAAAGAAGCUAGUUCCACACGUCAAAAGUAGUGUUUAUAUUUAUAGCGCCAAUGUAUGUUCUGAAACUUUCAGGGGUAGGAGACCGGGAGAGAUGGGGGGAGUGUGACGGGGUAGACGAAAGCUUUAAUUUAGAAAGAAAAGUUCAAGUAAAGGAAAUUAUUUUGAUUAAAUAUAUUUUAUUUGAUCUGGGUAUUUUUGGACCGCAUUAUUAAAUCGUUGAGCUGCAGUUGAGUUGUUGAGGGGAGAGUAUUGACCAGACCAGCCUUGUACAGGUGCAUUGUGACUCACAUUGUGCCCGGUGUCCUGUGUGGGGCUUAUUUUAUGAUUUCAAUACUGUACUGUACACAGGAGGUGUGUUACCUUCUCCUUAUUUGUAUGUUUACCAUAGACUUUGAUAUCUGAGAUGUUAUGUACUGGAAAGGCCACUUAUAUUUCUAGAACAGAUUGGAUUUUAUGCAAUCUUUUCCUUGAAUUAACAGCAAUAAAAAAAGAAAAACAACCUAA